AUGUCAUGGACAUGUGCCUCAUCCUUUCAAGCGUCGGACAACAAAACAGCAAAAACUGCUAUUGCUCCUCUCGAUCGGGUCAAGAUUCUGUUCCAAGCAAGCAACCCUCAAUUUGAGAAAUAUGCAGGAACAUGGACGGGUGUAUUCAAGGCAGCUCGGGACAUUCAUAAGAUUGGAGGCGUUCGAGGAUUGUUCCAGGGUAACUCUGCGACGGUUCUCAGGAUCUUUCCCUAUGCAGCAAUCAAGUUUAUGGCAUACGAACAAUACCGCAGUUUGCUGAUGCCAACACGUCGUGAUGAGACGCCCUACAAGAAGUUUGUGGCCGGAUCCAUGGCCGGUGUUACGUCUGUAUUUUUUACAUACCCCUUAGACCUGAUCAGAGUGCGCCUGGCCUAUGAAACGACUGCCACGCCGUAUAUGACACUUGUCAGCAAGAUUUACAACGAGCCAGCAGGUCGGAAUCGUCCAGCACAUAUGGGUUGGAGAUCAGCGCUGCGAGUCUCAAACUUUUAUCGCGGAUUCUUUUGCACGGUCGCAGGCAUGGUUCCGUAUGCAGGAGUGUCGUUUUUUACGCAUGAUGUGGCCCAAGACUUUUGUCGCGAGCAUCUGCCCUGGACCAUCAAGCAGAAGCAGAACCGUGGAUUGCCGGACAAGAACGGGGACUAUUCACGCCCGGAGCUGCGAACAUGGGCGGAGCUGGCGUGUGGAGGGCUUGCGGGAGCGUUGUCGCAGACGGCAGCGUACCCGUUGGAGGUGCUGCGGCGUAAGAUGCAGGUCGCAGGAGCGUUGGAGCCGGGCCAGUUUAUGGGGACGUGGGAGACAGCGAGGCGGUUGUACAUAGCCAAGGGGGCACGUGGAUUCUUUAUUGGACUGAGCAUUGGAUACCUCAAGGUCACGCCGAUGGUGGCGAUCUCGUUCACAGUGUACGAGAGGAUGAAGACCUUGCUAGAGAUUAAUUAA
Molecule: messenger RNA, 960 nt
Organism: Gamsiella multidivaricata
Lineage: Eukaryota; Fungi; Mortierellomycota; Mortierellomycetes; Mortierellales; Mortierellaceae
Product: mitochondrial carrier domain-containing protein
Exons: 5
Coding region: 1-960 (319 amino acids)
Biological process (GO): transmembrane transport
Source: RefSeq, a predicted model, not a curated record